AUGCAAGCUCUCCGGACCAGAGCGGCUUGCGCAGCCCGGCGCGCGCGGCCCAACCCUACCAUCACGACACCCCGAAUUUCUCGUUCUUACGCAUCCGAAAGCCACAGCCACGGCCAUGACCACCACCACCAUCACGCACCCGAAGCCGCGGAAGGAUUAGGAACGGCGUUCUACGUCUUCGCGGCGGCGAUCCCCGUCAGCUACGUCGCCUACUCGAUCUCGCGGCCGGGCGCGAACGGGGAGGAGUCGAGCCUUACCAAGUGGAUGCGGAACUUCGACUACUUCAACGACUGGGAGCUGCGCAACGCGCUGCGCAGCAACAUGAUCGACCAGGCCGCCCACGACAAGCACCUGCUGCUGCACGCGCGGACGAGCGCCCACGUCGAGCUCAAGAUGCCCGAACUCCUCUACGCCGGCUCGCCCUGGAACGUCCCCGCGGGCCACUACGCGAACAUCGACCACGUGACGGAGCACUACCGGCAGCAGGCAGCCGCGGAGGAGGAGCGCAGGGCCAAGCUCCUGGCCGCGAGAGCCAAGGCCGCGCAGGAGCAGCAGGAGCAACAGAAGCUGUAG
This is a messenger RNA of Daldinia caldariorum, 573 nucleotides long. RefSeq lists its product as uncharacterized. Lineage: Eukaryota; Fungi; Ascomycota; Sordariomycetes; Xylariales; Hypoxylaceae. Gene Ontology annotation, cellular component: mitochondrion. Bases 1 to 573 code for a protein of 190 amino acids. The record is from RefSeq and is a predicted model, not a curated record. The transcript is spliced from 3 exons.